CAAAACAUCAAGCUGUGUGCAAGAGAAAAAAAUGGGAAGACCUCAAAUUGCUUUACAGUCUAGCAAACCCGUCCAUCAAUUUGUGUUUCUCAAUCUGGAGGAUCUAGGGCUUCAACAUGGAUUCUGACUGAAGAGAAGUUUGAUCUUGCGCAGAAACUUCUUCUUUGCUGGUUUGGACUUUUGUAUAUCCUGUUCAAUCGUCCGACCGACCGACUUGACCAGGGCGUCAGUGCUACACAGCCUUAACAUUGCUCGGACAGCAGCUAGCUCUGGGAGACAGAUGUCCGCUGCCUUUUGAUGUGCCUCAGAAGUUGAGUAUCUUCCCAUCUAACCUCACAGCUCUCCAAGGCUAUGGAUUCUGAAGAGAUACAGAUGAGAACACAGUCAUCACAGUCGGACACCAGCUCCCAGGCUUCCUCCCGGUGCAGGACACAUCCCAAUACUUGCUGUUUCUGCUGGUGCUGCUGCUGCUCCUGUUUAACAGUCAGGAACAAGGAUAUAGAUGACCGCAGUCAAAAAUUUUCUAUGAUUUCCAAACAGGAUACUCUUCAGAAACAAGAAGAAAGAUUGAGUGUGAAUCUGGAUGAAGUCAUAUCUUGGUCCAAGUCCUUUGAACACCUCCUAAAGGGCCCAAAUGGGAGGAAAUUCUUAUUAAAGUUUUUACAGAGUGAGCAUAGCGAUGAAAACAUUCUUUUCUGGCUUGCCUGUGAAGAAUUCAAGCAGGAAGAUCAGAAAACCUCAAUUGUUGAAAAGGCAAAAUCAAUAUAUUUUGAUUAUAUUUCAGUUCUGUCUCCAAAGGAGAUCAGCAUUGAUGCCAGCGUGCGAGAAGCCAUCAACAAAAACAUGGAAACACCAACAACAGACAUCUUUGACGAAGCACAGAUGCAUGUGUAUGCACUUAUGCACAGGGACUCUUACCCCAGGUUCCUGAAUUCGCCAAUGUACAAGUCACUUCUGGAAGAACUAUCUCCCUCAGGCAAUGAAAUGGACUCCGAUCUGUAACAAUCACUUUAAUAAUAUGUCCAACACCAAGCAACUGAGCUAAUUUCUGACCUGACCAAGGACUCUGGGGAAAUCAAACCUUCAGGUCUCCUGUUGGGAUCUGUCUCACUACUCCAGAUGCAGAAAGAGACGAGCACAUUCAUACCAAACUGUCCACCCAUUCAUCGUCAUGCCGUAUCGUAUAAUGCGGGCGACCAUGGUCUUUGUUGGCAAGUCAUUCUACAGGAGUUAUUUGCCAUUGUCUUCUUCUGGGCAGUGUCUUCACAAGACAAGUGACCUCAACCAUUACCAAUACUGUUCAGAGAUUGUCUGCCUGGCAUCAGGCCAUAACCAGGACUUGAACCAGAUGUUCAUAUGACCGUCCAUCACCGGCUGCCAUUGUUUCACGUGACCCUGAUCAGAGGGCCAAGCAGGUGUUACGCCUUGCCCAAGGGUGACCUACAGGCUAGCAGAGGGAAGGAGUGCCUUAAACCUCGUUUUGUAGGGACAUAUCGCCACUUCGUCAUCCUUCACCCAGUACCUCACUGAAUUAUAACAAAGGUUCAAUAUUUCAUCUUUAAUCAAUAAUAGCUGAAAAAUCAUUCCAGAAAACCUGCUGAUAGAAUUUGUUUGUUUCUUUUUACACUGAAUACUGGAUUGCCAACAUAAUUUAUCAAUCAACCCUGUAUUUUGCUUCAAGAAAAUGCUUUCAAAAUGCAGAUACUGCGUGCAGACUGCUACUGGUUCUUUUUGUUUGCGGAUACAUAAAGGACAUGAAAUGGUACCACCCACAGGAGAAGAGAAACCCCAAUUUCUUAAAAACCCUGGCACAAUGAAUGACUUUGAAUGCUGAGGUAUUAUCUGUUAUCGAUAGCAACUGGAAUGGGUAGUGCUUAUUGAUAUAAAGACAUAGAACAUAGAACAUUACAGCUCAGUACAGGCCUGCAACACGUCACCAUGGUUCACCAACACAAUCUUAGAAUUUCCCCUUCAGCCCACGAUGUUGUGCCAACAUUUAAAUCUAUGCUUAGAUCAAUCUAACCCUUCCUUCCUACAUAACCUGCCACUUUUCUAUCCAAGACUUUCUUAAAUGUCCCUAAUGCAACUGUCUCUUCCACCAUCCCUGGAGAGCGUUCCAUACAGUCUCUGUGUAAGGAACCUGCCUCUAAUAUCCCCCAUAUCCCUUGGGAAGUAUAUCUAUCUAUCUAUACUUUCCUCUGAUCAUCUUAAUGUUUCUGCCCUGGGAAAAAAGUCUCUGGCUAUCUACUCUACCUAAGCUUUCGACCACCUUGUGCUCCUUAAGUUCCCUUAUUCACAGAUCCACAGUGGGGCAGAGGAGAAUAUUUGCAUCUCUGGCUCUCCUCCAGCCUGAGAUCUGACCAGACCCUCAGCCCAGCAGCAGAGACAGGAGGGAGAUGGCAACCAGGAACAGAAGAGAUGAGAUUAGGGAUUAUCUUUAUUCAUCACACAUAAAUUGAAACAUACACGAUGAAAUGUGUCACUUGCAUUAAAUCAAAUCAGCGAAGGUUGUGCUGGGCAGCGAUGGGAAACAAGCGUUGAUCGGUGCUUACUGGUGCUGUGUAACGUUAUGCUAACCAAUUCACUACGGUGCUGCCCCAGAAGAUGCACUCUCUCAGCUUGCAGCCUGGGCUCAGUGUUAGCUCUUUGAACCGAACCUCAUAUUUCCAGGCCACCUUCACCUCCCCUUCCCUCUCUCUGCUCCCAUCUCUGCUUCAUUCUUCAGUAGUGAAUGAUGAUUCUCACUGAAGCUACAACGGUGACUCGUUUACUGAAACAUACAAGAAGAUGACAUGAAUCAUCCAUAGACAAUGAUCCAGUGUCAACCUGCCUCGAUCACACCUACUUACCAAUCCUCAAAAAAAGUCUGGGAAAAAUGAAUCACUUUCAAUAUUGUUGUGUAUUUAAUAUUUCAGUUACAUUUGAGUAAUCCUGUAUAUAUAUUGGUCGAUUAAGCAGUCUUCUUUGUUUAAGUAAUUGAUUGCAAGUUAUAUGUAAAAAUACGUUAAAUGCAUACAACAUCACAUUUCAUGUGCGCACUUCGCUUAAAGUAAAUACGAGAUUACACUUGCACUUCAAACUCCUGACCUUCUUUUGAAUUAAUUUAAUGUUUUUAAUUUACAAAGCAUAACAUUGGUGAUGAGGUAUUUUUAAAACUAACCCAACACAACUACUGAUCUGUUAAGGAGCAGUGAGACGUUCAAACUAAAAUACAACACAGCGAGGAACAGCCAAGUUACAAAAAGCAUAUGUUCUUCAGAAGGGAAGACAUGAUUGAGUUUAUAAAAAGUUAGAAAAAGGAAGAACUCAGGGUUCAUAAAGAGAGUACUGGAUGAUAACAAUCAUUAAAUAAGCAGAAAUGCUAGCUACAUCGGAAAGAUUGACGAGUUUUAUUACACAAUGGGUAAUUGGCUCAUGUAUACUGAACUAUAGGAAUGGUAUUUUGAAGCAAGUGGAAUAAACAAUGAGAAGCGAGUGCCAAUUUUGCUGAGUUCAUUGGGUUUAAAGGCAAACCAUUUGCUUCGAAGUUUGAUUGCUCCAUCAGAAAUGAGCUUUGUAAAAGUAAUGCAGGAACAUUUGGAAAGCUAUUGUAGAUUGCAGAAUGCUUUAGAUUUCGUAAGUGGAAUCAAAAGGAAGAGGAGUCCAUUUCAGUGUAUGUGACUGAAUUGAAGAGAUUGUCUGAGUGUUGUCAGUUCGGUCAUAGUCUUAAUGAUACACUAAGAAAUUGUUCUCUUUUCAGAUUCCACAAACUAAACAUUCAAAAAUGGAUCUCAACUGAAGCACAACUUACAUUUAAAAAUGCAGUUGGAAUUGCUGUAUCAAUGGAAACAGCAGAAAGAGACCAAUUGAGUUGCAGUCAGGAAUGAAAGUGAGCAUGAAUAAAAUUGCUGUAUCUAAACAGAAACUGGCCUGGCAAAACAAAUUGUGUUACCAUUGUGGCAGGGGCCCACAUACAUAAAACAAAUGCA
Mobula hypostoma (lesser devil ray) is the source of this 3968-nucleotide messenger RNA. Its product is annotated as regulator of G-protein signaling 17-like. Bases 352 to 1002 code for a protein of 216 amino acids. The transcript has 5 exons. NCBI's taxonomy places the organism in Eukaryota, Metazoa, Chordata, Chondrichthyes, Myliobatiformes, Myliobatidae. The record is from RefSeq and is a predicted model, not a curated record.